Messenger RNA from Bipolaris zeicola 26-R-13, 375 nucleotides. RefSeq lists its product as uncharacterized. The record is from RefSeq and is a predicted model, not a curated record. NCBI's taxonomy places the organism in Eukaryota, Fungi, Ascomycota, Dothideomycetes, Pleosporales, Pleosporaceae. The transcript is spliced from 2 exons. The coding region runs from base 1 to 375 and encodes 124 amino acids.
AUGUCCAAACCAUAUGACCAAGGCGCACCGCCUCAAUACCCUCAGAAUCCAGCGCCUGUUCACUACGACGCUGGUCCUGCUCCUGGAGGCAUGCAACCCUCAUACUAUAACCAAGGUGGCGGUGCCCCUGAUUACUACGGCGGAAGCCCGAACCCUUAUCAGCAAGGCCAACCAGGACCGUACGGUCCGCCACAGGGCCAGUACGGCCCUCCUCAAGGACAGUAUGGUGGACAACAGAUGCAAUACCAACAGGGACCGCCUCCACCCGGUGGAUAUUACCAGGACGAUAGGAGGCAUGAUGGCGGAGGUGGCGGGCUCUUUGCUGGAUUGUGCGCGGGUCUGGCGUGUUGUUGUUGUUUGGACUGCUUGUUCUAG